Molecule: messenger RNA, 1134 nt
Organism: Aphis gossypii (cotton aphid)
Lineage: Eukaryota; Metazoa; Arthropoda; Insecta; Hemiptera; Aphididae
Exons: 5
Coding region: 253-984 (243 amino acids)
Biological process (GO): sensory perception of smell
Molecular function (GO): odorant binding
Source: RefSeq, a predicted model, not a curated record
GGGUACCGCGGCCGGGCGUCAGUCGAAUUCACGCGUUGAUCGUCGUACCAAGUGACAUUAUACUGCAGCUCAAAGAUCAUAGAAGUCAAUACUACAGUUGUAUCGCGUUGUAAAUUAUUAUACAUAAGAACACACUCACGGGCUGACUUUAUUUCAUUUAUUACACUGCACAGUGCAAUAUCAUAGUUCAUCGUGCGAGAUUAGCUUUUGCAGUAGCAUCGUGUGUACUUAGUAGGUACAUUCGUCGACAUAAUGAAGGUAUCUGCAGCGACCGCCGUCCUGGUUGCUCUGGUCGCCACCGUGCAGAGCUCGGACCCGUGUAAUAUAUCCACUUGCUAUAAGAGCGGAACGACGAAGCCACCCACGACCGUGACGCCUACUCGUCUGCCGGUGCAGUCAUCGUCUACACCAACCAGCCAUCAACAGACCACGUACGCCAAGGACCAUGUGCACAGUUCGACCGCUACCAAGUCCGGAGUUAAUACCACCGCCACGACAACUAGCGGAGCGUCGGUCAACGGCACGGAGCGAACAACUGUCGUAAAAUCUUCCUCCGGGGUAGCUGGAAACGUCACAACACCAAAGCCAACAAUGACGGAUGGGCAUGUAGCUCUAAAACAGAAGUUGAACACAAUCGCGGUAAAAUGCAAGGAUGAAUUGCACGCACCUCAGGAAAUCAUGGCACUGGUCAGUAAUACGGUGGUACCUCAGAAUGAACAGCAAAGGUGUUAUUUAGAAUGCGUGUAUAAAAAUCUUAACUUGAUCAAGAAUAACAAGUUCAGUGUGGACGAUGGCAAGGCGAUGGCUAAGAUACGUUUCGCUAAUCAACCGGAAGAACACAAGAAAGCAGUGACAAUAAUAGAGACUUGCGAAAAAGAGGCUAUUAUCGAUCCGAAAACUACUGAAAAAUGCGCAGCUGGACGAGUGAUCAGAAACUGCUUUGUUAAAAACGGAGAAAAAAUCAAUUUCUUCCCUAAAGCAUAAGUCUGGACAGAAAACGGAAAGUAUGAGUUUGAACAUUUCAACCAAACAUGGAUAUAUUAAAAAUACCUAUAAUAUUAUUAUGUAAUAAUUAAUUAUUUAAGUUAUGGUUUUUAUGAAUAAAAUGUAAUAAAAAAAAAAAAAACAUAAAAA